This is a messenger RNA of Glycine soja, 2122 nucleotides long. RefSeq names its product AT-hook motif nuclear-localized protein 5-like. The record is from RefSeq and is a predicted model, not a curated record. Bases 799 to 1857 code for a protein of 352 amino acids. Gene Ontology annotation, molecular function: minor groove of adenine-thymine-rich DNA binding. NCBI's taxonomy places the organism in Eukaryota, Viridiplantae, Streptophyta, Magnoliopsida, Fabales, Fabaceae. The transcript has 5 exons.
UCCCUCCAAUGCCCACAUUUCUGCCGUCCCUGUUAGUCUUCUUUUGAUGUUAUGUUUCCUUUUUUUUUUUAAUCUCUCUGCCUUCUUGGUCAGAUACUUGCCACUACACCACCCUCACCAUUACACAACGAAGGGUCUUUUUAUUUACCCCUUUCUAUACCCAUCUGUUUCACUACUUCACUAACCCCACUUCAAUUCAAAAGCUCAUUUUUAUUCUUUUUCCCCUUCUCAACUCCCAACUCUCACACCCCCUUUGUCCUUUUCCCCCGCAUUCUUCUGUCAAAACCCUAGAUAUCAAAUCUGGGGUUUUGUUUUCUUAGUUGUUCAGACACGGUUCUGGGAACUGCCAGCUUGCAAGUCUGAGUUUUAUGUCUGGAAUCCAAGCUUCUGAUGUUCCCACAUUUUUUUUAAGCCACAACAUUUCCCAGUGAGCUUUCUCAUGGGUUUUCAAUGGUGACAGUCUUGAGUUCCUUUCUACUGGGUAGGGGUAGGGGUAUUUGAUCCUUAUUUUCUAGAGGGGUUAUUUUAGAUUCAUCUAGUUGAACAAAGCCCUUGCAAAACCCUUUUUCCAGCACACACUUUGCCAAGUAUUUGAGCUUGUUGACCAAUAUAUAUAGAGCUACUGUGUUUUAGAUCCCCCCUUUGUUUUUUGGGGGGGGGGAUCAAAAUCCAAUUUUUCCAUCAUGGUCUGUGCCUUUCCACUUUAGCAUCUUCAUCAAUUUUAUUUAACUUGGGUUUGGAAGAGUUUUAGCAUAGUUGCCUAAGUCGCAGAAAGUUUGUAUACUUACAAGUAAAUACAUGGAUGGGAGAGAAGCUAUGGCAUUCUCUGAUGGCUCAGCUCCAUAUUACAUGCAUAGAGUAGGGGUUGGAGGGUCUGGCUCUGGUUUCCAACCAGCCCCUGGGUUCAGACCUUUGUCAAACACUGGCAUUCAAGCUGAGUCAAAUGCAAGGGGUGGUCAGGGUCAGGGUGGUGGUUCUGUAGGGUCUAAUUCCCCUUUUUCAGUGGAGCCACCUCAGGGUCAUGCCAAUUUUAACCAUGGCAUCGGCAUUGGGGCACCUUCAAGCGAGCCUGUGAAGAAGAAAAGAGGGAGGCCCCGUAAAUAUGGUCCUGAUGGUGCAGUUUCUUUGAGACUGUCUCCAAUGUCUGCCCCUGCAAACUCCACUCAGGAUGCAAGUGAAACCACCCCUUCUCAGAAAAAGGCUAGAGGGCGCCCUCCUGGCUCUGGAAGGAAGCAACAGCUAGCUGCUUUAGGUGAAUGGAUGAAUAGUUCAGCAGGGUUGGCCUUUUCACCUCAUGUUAUCACUAUUGGAGUUGGGGAGGACAUUGUGGCAAAAUUAUUGUCAUUAUCACAGCAGAGACCAAGGGCUCUGUGUAUCAUGUCGGGCACUGGGACAGUAUCUUCAGUCACUCUGCGGCAGCCUGCUUCUACCAAUGCCAGUGUAACUUUUGAGGGACGAUUCCAAAUACUAUGCUUGUCUGGUUCUUACUUGGUUGCCGAAGAUGGUGGACCCUUGAAUAGAACUGGUGGCAUUAGUGUUUCACUCUCUAGCCCUGAUGGCCAUGUUAUUGGUGGUGGUGUUGCUGUGCUUAUUGCUGGAAGCCCCGUGCAGGUGAUGUUGUGCAGUUUUGUUUAUGGCGGCUCAAAGACCAUGUCUAAACAAGCAACCACUCUCAAAGAUGAAAGUUCAGAGCCACCUCCUCAGCAUAACGACAAGUUAGCUUCUCCAGCCAGUGCUCCUGCUCCACCUGGUCAAAACUUCCUCCCUCUUUCUGCAGCAAACCUUUGGCCUGGAUCCCGACCAGCAGAGCUGAAAAGCGCACACAUGCAUACUGGCAUCGACUUAACUCAUGGGUGAGAUAUUAUUUCGGAAGAAACAUUUGCAAAUUUGUAAAUAACUGUUGUAGUAAAUGAACUUGAGUUUGUGAGCAUUGUGGCUGCUUUGCACUAACAUAUGUUGUAACAAAUGAAUUAUUCGGGGUUAAGUGAUGAUUCUUGGCAUAUCCCAAAAAUGUCUGUUGAAAUGAUCAUAUGACAAACUUCAUUGGGAUGCAUAUUGUCCCGCGUUGAAUUUAAUGAAUUCUGGGAUCCCUCUUUGCGGACCAAAAUGUUUAACGUUGAAA